Molecule: messenger RNA, 2346 nt
Organism: Xyrauchen texanus (razorback sucker)
Lineage: Eukaryota; Metazoa; Chordata; Actinopteri; Cypriniformes; Catostomidae
Product: ectonucleoside triphosphate diphosphohydrolase 3-like
Exons: 10
Coding region: 44-1600 (518 amino acids)
Biological process (GO): nucleoside diphosphate catabolic process
Cellular component (GO): plasma membrane
Molecular function (GO): UDP phosphatase activity; GDP phosphatase activity
Source: RefSeq, a predicted model, not a curated record
CACAUACAACCAAUCAAACUCACACAUUCACAGUCUGGACAGAAUGAUCAAUAAGGAGUCGCAGUCUUCAGACCACCUCACAGCAUCCUCACGCAGACGGAUGAUGAUGACAAAAGUAGCAGUAGCUUUGGCCGCCUCCUUUCUUCUGGCCAGUUUAGCGGUCAUCAUUGCCAUAGCAGUUGUUCAAUCUCAUAAGAGGACUUACAUAUCUCCUGGACUAAAGUAUGGUAUUGUGUUGGAUGCAGGCUCCUCCAGGACUACUGUGUAUCUCUAUCAGUGGCCUGCUGAAAAAGAAAACAACACUGGAGUUGUUAGCGAGACCACAAAUUGUCAAGUUCAAGGCCCUGGUAUUUCAGAUCUACUUAUAAAUGAGGCUCAGGACAAGAAAACAUGGACAAGUUUAGAAUCUUGCAUGGCAAACAUAACCAAGACCAUUCCUACCAAUCAGCAUUACUCCACCCCUGUCUUCCUCGGAGCAACAGCAGGGAUGAGACUUUUACACUUGAAAAAUGAAGAGAUGUCCAACACUAUCCUGAAAGACAUGCAGAGGUACCUUAGCUCUCUUCCCUUCAAUUUCCAUAAUGCUUCUAUCAUCUCUGGACAGGAAGAAGGCCUUUAUGGCUGGAUCACUGUCAACUACCUGAUGGGGAACUUCCUGGAGAAAGAUCUGUGGAACGCCUGGGUACAUCCUUAUGGAGCUAGUACAGUCGGUUCUUUGGACUUGGGUGGAGCAUCCACUCAAAUUGCCUUUGCUGUUACUGAUAAUGUCAGAGGAGAAGAUAUUAUUAAGGUUUCGCUCUAUGGCUAUGAAUACAACAUCUACACGCACAGUUUUCUCUGCUAUGGGAAAAAUGAAGCUGAGAAGAGAGUAUUGGCCAAACUUUCAAAGGAUUUCACCAACUGGAAUUAUGUGACGAACCCCUGUUAUCCUGCUGGUUACAAUAUCACCAUACCUGCAGAGGAGAUAUUUGGAAGUGAGUGUACAAAGAGUGAGGCUCCUCCGAGGUAUAGCCCACAGCGAAACAUCACUUUCUUUGGAAAGAGUGAUCCUGAACAGUGCAAAGUCUUGGUCAAGAGCAUCUUUGACCUGACGUCCUGCCGUGGAGUUGAGAACUGCUCGUUUGAAGGAGUAUAUCAACCGCCAGUCAGCGGAGAGUUCAUGGCAUAUGCUGGGUUCUACUGGACCGCCUGGGCUCUUACUGUGAAUGGUUCCAAGAGUAUGGAGACAUUUAACAACAACAUGAAGAUUUUCUGCUCGAAGGACUGGAAAAAUCUCAAACAAACCUCAAACAUCAAAGAAAACCAUCUGAAGUCUUACUGCUACUCAGCAAACUAUGUGCACACUAUUCUGGCAGAUGGAUAUAAGUUUAACACAGAAAACUGGAAAAAUCUAAAUUUUCAGCAAAAGGUGAAUAAGACCAGUAUAGCCUGGUCUCUGGGCUACAUGCUUGCACAGUCCAACAUGAUCCCAGCAGAAGGAAAAAUCCUCAAGCUACCCAUAAACAAUGUUCUGUUCACUGGACUUCUUCUCAUGUUCUCUGCUCUGACUAUUAUUACCCUUACCUACCUCGUCAUUGCACUGGUGCGCUUUCUUUUUUGAGGAUUUUUGUACUGAGCUCUCGCCAGUAGGUCCCAUUUAGGGAGGUUUUGUUAGUCAGGAGAGAUCCUGAUGUGUCACUGCAGAUCUGCUUGUUACAGGAGGAUUUAACAUUUGUGGAACCUCAAGCUACUGUUUUAAAGGUACAGCUGGAUAGAGGUUUUAAAGGUUGAGAAGAUACCUGGAUAUUGUUCAGUGUAUUGUGGAAUUAAGCAGAUGUUAUAACCCAUAAUAAAUUUUAUUCAAAAGAGCAAAAUAUCGAUCCACAAAAGAGAGUGUACAAGUCUUUCUAGUCAGGCCAUAGCAAGCUCUUAUACUGUGGAUUUGAAUGAAGACAUUGCAGAGUAACCCACUGUAGCUUAUAUAAAAUGUAUCUACUAUGGUCAUGGCAAUGUUAUGACUGUGUAUUGCAUCUGCUGUUUGUCUCACUGCAUUGCAUCAUGCCUUAUGUAUUUUAUGUAUCUAUUUCUGCAUGUGCUCUUUGGCGCACAUUGUCUUUGGAUGAAACAUGUAAUAAUAAUCUAAAUAAAUGUUAUAGUUGUUAAGUGAAAGUGCAAAUAGGGUGAAGGUACAGUUUACAACCAAAAAGAACAUUAUAUUUUAUAUUCAAUGUGUUUUGAGUGUACAUUAUGUGUUAUAAAGUUAAAGAUAACACUUCAUAAUCCAUUUAACUGUUAACAGAUAUUACAUAGUGAUGAUUUAUUAAGCAUUAUACAUGUAUUAAUGUUUGUUAAUGUUAUUAAAGUUCA